Molecule: messenger RNA, 1517 nt
Organism: Budorcas taxicolor (takin)
Lineage: Eukaryota; Metazoa; Chordata; Mammalia; Artiodactyla; Bovidae
Gene: MYOG
Product: myogenin
Exons: 3
Coding region: 35-784 (249 amino acids)
Biological process (GO): positive regulation of transcription by RNA polymerase II; positive regulation of myoblast differentiation; muscle organ development
Molecular function (GO): protein dimerization activity; DNA-binding transcription factor activity, RNA polymerase II-specific; RNA polymerase II cis-regulatory region sequence-specific DNA binding
Source: RefSeq, a predicted model, not a curated record
UAUCUCUGGUUCCAUGCCAGCGGGGAGGGUUUAAAUGGCACCCAGCAGUUGGCGUGAGGGGCCGCAGGAGCUUGGGGGCUGGUGGCAGGAACAAGUCUCUGCUGACCCCAUGGAGCUGUAUGAGACCUCUCCCUACUUCUAUCAGGAACCUCACUUCUAUGACGGGGAGAACUACCUGCCUGUCCACCUCCAGGGCUUCGAGCCGCCAGGCUACGAGCGGGCUGAGCUCGGCCUGAGCCCUGAGGCUCGCGUGCCCCUUGAAGACAAGGGGCUGGGGCCCGCGGAGCACUGCCCGGGCCAGUGCCUGCCGUGGGCGUGUAAGGUGUGCAAGAGGAAGUCGGUGUCUGUGGACCGGCGGCGCGCCGCCACUCUGAGGGAGAAGCGCAGACUCAAGAAAGUGAAUGAAGCCUUCGAGGCCCUCAAGAGGAGCACCCUGCUCAACCCCAACCAGCGGCUGCCCAAAGUGGAGAUCCUGCGCAGCGCCAUCCAGUACAUAGAGCGCCUGCAGGCCCUGCUCAGCUCCCUCAACCAGGAGGAGCGCGAUCUCCGCUACCGAGGUGGGGGCGGACCCCAGCCAGGGGUGCCCAGUGAAUGCAGCUCCCAUAGCGCCUCCUGCAGUCCACAGUGGGGCAGCGCACUGGAGUUUGGCCCCAACCCAGGGGAUCAUCUGCUCCCAGCGGACCCUACAGAUGCCCACAAUCUGCACUCCCUCACUUCCAUCGUGGACAGCAUCACAGUGGAGGAUGUCACUGCAGCCUUCCCAGAUGAAACCAUACCAAACUGAGAUUGUCUGCCAGGAUGGGCAUCCAUGAGAGCCCCCCCCAGCUGGCCACAGAUGCCACCACUUCUGCAGCAGGGCUCUUCUAAGCCAGGCUUUUCUGAUGCCAGGAAACCAGCUCUGGGGCUGACAAAUGCCAGACUACCCCCUCCUCAUCCACUUAAGGUUAACCUGCCACCCAGAGAGGGAAAGAAUGCUCUCACUUAGCUGACUCCUUAGAGCAAGAGGGCAGUUCUGUUUCCAGGGAGAUAAAUCAAGGGACCAGAGUGCCCCCUUGUGUAAGCCCUCUGGUCAGGGGGCAACUCAGGAGCUGCCCUUUGAUUGUUAUGCAGCCUCCAAAUCCACUCCCUGAAAAGAUAGCUUGAGAUAUGAAGACAGCGUCUUGACCUGGACAGACUAUGCACAUCUCCUGUUCGUCUCUUCCUAUGCCAGUGGCUGGGCUGGGCCUGCCCUGAAUUGAGAUAAGGGAGAGGAAUAAUCCAGUUCCCAAGUCACUGGGGGGGCCAAGCUUUUACAGUGAAUCCUGGGAACCUUCCAGUGGUUUUAUGUUUUGUUUUGUUUUGUGUGUUGUUUGUAAAGCUGCCAUCUGACCAAGGUCUCUGUGCUGAAGUUGCCAGGGAUAGGUGCGGGGCGGGGGGCAGGGGCUCCUGGGGUGAUUAAUUUUGUUAACUAAGCAUUGUGUGGUUUUGCCAUUGUUUUGUAUAUUUUUUUUUUUUUUUGCUAACUUAUUUGGAUUUCU